CCCCCCCCCGGCCGUCGGUGAGGCUGCGCCAACAUGGCGGCGGCGAUGGCGGCGGCCGCGCUGAGGCGGCUCGUGUGGGGGGCGAGGCCCGGGCCAGCGCGGGCGGCCGACAGGUCGCUGACCACUUCCACAUGGCUGCUGGCGGAAGACCAAGCUCGAGACACGCAACUCAUCACGGUGGAUGAAAAAUUGGAUAUCACUUCUUUAACCGGCGUUCCAGAGGAGCACAUCAAAACGAGGAAAGUUCAGAUUUUUGUUCCGGCACGCAAUAACAUGCAGUCCGGGGUAAACAACACCAAGAAAUGGAAGAUGGAGUUCGAUACACGAGAGCGCUGGGAAAACCCUCUGAUGGGGUGGGCGUCCACAGCUGAUCCUUUAUCCAACAUGACUCUGUUCUUCAAGACUAAGGAAGAAGCGGUUGCUUUUGCCGAAAAAAACGGGCGGAUCAGAAGACCGCUUCCAGCCUAUGCCUUGGACCCUCUCGUAAUACAGGAUUAUAGUCUCGCUGCCCCUCCGAAGCAAUCAAUUACUAAAUCCGGAUUGUAUUUCCAGUAUGUUGACAUUUCCCGAUGAUGAAUGAGCUUUUCACACUUGGCGCGCAUUGUCUUCGUGAAGUAUAGGCUUCAACAUGCUCUGUUUUUUUCUGUUGUGUUUUUGGUUUUUUUUAAACUCUUAGGCU
Ornithorhynchus anatinus (platypus) is the source of this 679-nucleotide messenger RNA. RefSeq names its product NADH:ubiquinone oxidoreductase subunit S4 (gene NDUFS4). Lineage: Eukaryota; Metazoa; Chordata; Mammalia; Monotremata; Ornithorhynchidae. Gene Ontology annotation, biological process: electron transport chain. The record is from RefSeq and is a predicted model, not a curated record. The transcript has 5 exons. The coding region runs from base 34 to 573 and encodes 179 amino acids.